AUGACAAGCACCCAAAUCACAACCCGCCACGCCUUUCGUCGAACCGACAACUAUACCGCCGGCGCACCAAAAUUAAAGCUCGUGGAAGAGCCUCUCCCACUGCCUCUCGCACCAACCUCGGCCCUGGUCAAAGUUCACGCGGUUUCCCUCAACUAUCGCGAUGCCAACAUCGCCAACGGGGGUAACCCGUGGCCGGUCCUACCGAACGGGAUCCUCGGUAACGACGCAGCAGGUGAAGUAGUCGUGGUGGGAAACAAGGUGAAGACGUUGUUUGUUGGAGAUAGAGUCGCUCCUAUAACUGACACGGUCAAUAUGUCCGGGCGAGAGGUGGGCCGGUCGUGGCUUGCCGCUGAUGAGGAUGGGGUUCUGGCGGAUUAUGUGGUGUUCGAUGAAGAAAAGCUGUGUAAACUCCCAACAUAUCUAGACUGGGUCGCUGCUGCGAUUAUUCCCUGUGCGGGAGUUACCGCGUGGGCGGCGUUAAGUGGGAUGAGUGUUGGGAAGACUGUCUUGAUCCAAGGUACUGGAGGAGUGAGUGUGUUUGCACUUAAGCUUGCUCGCGCAGCUGGCCUGCGAGUCAUCCUCACCUCCUCGAGCGACGACAAGCUGCAAAUGAUGAAAGAGAAAUUCGCAAGCCCGCCGCUCUUGACGGUCAACUAUAGACACCCAGGCUGGCACGAGGAGGUUCUGAGCUUGACCCAGGAAGUUGGCGUGGACAUUGUGGUUGAAAACGGUGGCACGGGGUCGCUAGUCAAGAGCAUCAAGUGUACACGACGCGGCGGAAUCGUCAGCCAGGUUGGGUAUCUUGGGAAGCAGGAUGCCUGCGACCUUGCCGAGCUUGUGCCAACCAUUAUUGACCGGAGGGUCAUACUCAGAGGAAUCAAUGCUGGGUCAAAGUACGAUAUGGAGGAUCUGUGUGCGGCCCUCUCGGCCACGCAGAUGCCGCUGGAUGAUUUGAUUGACACCGUGUUUCCAUUCCAGCAAGCGGAGGAGGCGAUUGAGUGUAUCUGGCAGGGGAAGCAGAUUGGGAAGCUUGUACUUCGGCUUUAG
Molecule: messenger RNA, 1047 nt
Organism: Penicillium alfredii
Lineage: Eukaryota; Fungi; Ascomycota; Eurotiomycetes; Eurotiales; Aspergillaceae
Product: zinc-dependent alcohol dehydrogenase family protein
Exons: 3
Coding region: 1-1047 (348 amino acids)
Molecular function (GO): oxidoreductase activity
Source: RefSeq, a predicted model, not a curated record